CGGCUGCACAAGUUGUUAUUGGUGGUGUACGCGGUCUUUUUUUGUAUUUUAAAUUUGUAAAAAGAUUUUAAAAAUGAAUUGUUUAACAAUUAAAAAACAACAUACAAACAUUAAGUAAUUGCAAAACAAUAAUAAUAAUCGCAAGAUAAAUAAAGUAAUAUUUGUUGCAAAAUUAACACGAAGAAAAAAAAAAAACAAAUUUAUAAGGCAAAGUGAAUAAUUGUGUAAAUUUGCCCAAAAACAAGAAAUGUGUAUUAUUUAAAAGAAGAUUGAUGAUGAUGUGAUUGCAUCUUUGCAAGAAACAAAAAAAAGUAAAUAAAAAACAAAAACAAGUUUUAAUUUAAUAUUCGUUGAACGGAUCAAGUUUUAAGGAAAGUUUUGUUUACAUUUUUUACGUCGUCUUCUCGAUCUUUUGUGUUUCUUCUAAAGUUGUUUAAAAUGAAUGUGGAAUGACCAUAAUAAAGUGUAGAAAUUGUUUAAGACAACAAAACUCUAAAUUCCAAACACUUUUUAGGCUUUUCAGCCUUGACAUGAUUUAUUUUUAAAAAUUCUAAUAAAACUGAAAAGAAAACAAUGAUUUAUUAGUUCCACCUUCUUAAUGUUUUUACCCUGAAUACGAGAUAAAAAGGGGCUUUUUACAAAUUUCCAGUUAAACGUGCAGCGGCUAAUUUAUUUAAGAUGUCGUUGACAAAAAAAGAUCCGUCAUUUUGUGUGGCAGCAAAUGAUCCUCACCUGGUUAGUUUGGGAGGUGGACGUUUAAGUACAGCUGUAACCAUACACAAUAUACCGAUUGGUGAUACCACGAUCGGAUCUUCGACCCGUUGCAGUAUAUCACUCAAUGGUACUGGUAUACGUCCGCUGCACUGCACCAUUUAUCGUAGCGAAGAGAACGAAGUAACCUUAGUACCCGAACGAGAUGCACGAAUACUAAUCGAUGGUCAUAAAAUCGAUGAUGAAGUGAAUUUAACACAAGGUGCCAUGAUAACAGUGGGAAAAUCAUACUAUUUACGUUUUAAUAAUCCAGCCGAAGCACAACAAAUACGCACAGCAAUGGGAUCAAAUGAAAGAAUCUCAAUGCCACAAUUAGAUUUUGCACAGGAACGACAAAGGCAUUCCGCCAAAAGUUGUAAUAGUACAGGGACUUCCUCAAGUGGAGAAGUGACAACAUAUCAAAUAGACUCAUUCUAUGAAACAACAAUACAGUCUUCCCUAAGAAAGGAAAACGGGCAGGAUGGCAAUUAUGUAAAGUCUGCCGUUAAUGCUUAUAACAAUUUGGCGCCCAUAGAUAUAAAUGGUUUGCAGUGUCCCAAAGUUUUCACCGCCGAUUUAGUAACAGUAAAUAUGCCCGCCAAAGAUGUUUUAGGGCAAAAAUAUACAAAAUUUGCCAAGAAUUUGGCGGAACACCAUCGUAAUGAAAAGAAUCUUAACAAUGCCUGGCAUAAUAAUCAAAAUCAAAUGAACAAUAGUCGCAACAAUGGCAAUAUCUAUGACAAUGUACCAGCACUUAAGGUAAACAAUCAAGAGCCAAACUCUAGGAAUGCAGAAUACUUGACAAAAUUAAAACAAGCCAAUGAGACGCAUAGACAAGCAGUAAAUGCCUACGAUCGUUAUCCCAAAUUGGGUAAUAUGCAAAUAUUUCCCAUGACCACUAUUAACAAUGAAAUCAAUAUACAAACUUCCAAUAAAUUACAAAUAAAUUUUCCAGAACAUAAUGGUAAUAUAACCUUAGAUGAGAAGGAACAUUUAGAUGAUAUGCUGAAAAUUUGCUCAGAAUAUACUGAUCGUCAAAAUCAAAAUUCUAGUAAUUGUGGCAGCAUGUCUUCUUCACCCAUUGUGCAAAAUCGCAUUAAAACCAAUGGUUCUUUACCGCGUGACAAGAAAUCACCUUUUCAACAUGACUUAUCGAGCAGCUCUCUUAUGCAGCAAUCAUUUGAGGGCAGUUUUAAUAAUCUUUCGAUUAAUAACAGUGAACUGUCGGGAAAUAAUAGUUAUUCUACCGGAUAUGAAAAUGUACGUAUAGUGGCACAAAAUCGCGUUGAGUUAAAUGGCCAAUUGGUGGGUUCUCCUAAAUCGGGUUAUGAAAAUGUUGUCAUUGGAAAAUAUAUACCUCAAUCGCCACGCACUAAAAUACGCACCAACUGCAUGUCACCCAAAAAGGAGCAAAGUUUUGGCAGCAUAUUUUCUUCACAAAAACCAGAGCCUCAAACUUUGAAUAAUAGUAAGUCUACAAAGCAACAGGAAUACGAUGAUUUACUAAAAACUUUUGGUGAGAAAUUACAACAAGAAAUGCAAAAUAUCGAAGAAUGUAGUCGUUAUCAACCUCCCCAGCCUGCAACAUAUGCAACACCCCAGCAUAGAAGUAAUAAGAAUAUCAAUAAUCUGAAAUUGAACCUAAAACCUCCUAGCUCUUUACAAAAUUCUCCUAAACCGAACAAGAAACCAGCGCCAGCUCCUAGAACAUUACUAAAAUCUGGCAAUAGUAGUACAGGAGGCAGUUUGCCACACUUGGCGGGUGUUAGCCAUUCUCAAGCUGUUGCCGAUGAAAAGGAACAGCAGAGAAAGUCGGAGUUGGAUUCUUUAACUUUGUCCAAACAGGAAUUGGAAAAUAUUUUGGAUAUGUUACAGGAUAAAAUUCAUCGCUUGGAAGCUCAACGUAAUGCUACUCGUGUUAUGGAGGAAAAUCAACAGGCUAAAUUGAAACAAUCGACUGAAAUGAAAAUGGAUCAAGUUAAAAAGCUUAAAGACAUGCUCAAACAAAAACCCAAUAAUGAAUGCCUUAAAGAAGAACUCAAAAAUAUAAGUGAAUCUCUCGAUAAUGAUCGUAAACAAUUUGAAGAUUUAGAAUUUCAAUAUUUAGAAGAAGAAUCCGAAUGGCAUGCAUAUCAUGAAGAAUUAAAAACCGAAGAGAAAAUGUUAAUACAACAAAUUGAGGAAAAAGAAAAGGAAUUACAAAAUUUACAAAGCCCCACCAAUAAAACAGCAGCUACACAAAACAACAACAACAACGAUAAAGCCAGUGAUAUUACAAAUUCUCCCAGAAAUAAAACCAACAAACUUAAUUCUUCCUUAUUACAAGAUAGUCCGCUUAAUAAACCCUAUGACAUAGGAGAAGCUAUAGGUAUAAUGUCUCAAUCAUUAUUUGGUUCGGCGGAAAUGUUGUGUCCCAAACGUAACAACGACAAUGAUAUCAUGUCAAAGAGUGUUAAUGAAAAUAUGUUUUUCAAUAAUAAAAUUGAAUUUGGCAGCUCUACAACAACGGCAACUAGCAGUACUCCUAAAAGACAACCACAAUUGCAAAUAGUUAAUAUAGAUGAUUCACAGCUAACAGCGUCCUAUAAACAGGAGAGUAUUUCCAAAUCAUGUGAAUCUUUUACACAAGCAGUACGCUGUAAUCUCUCCUUGGGUAGUGAUGAUUUUGAGGUGAACCCUUUGGAAAAACGUAUACCCUCUCAAGAUGAUAUCGAUCGUAUAUCAAAGGUAACCACUGAUGCACCCAUAUCAUCGCAAGGAGCCACCACUAAAAUAUUCGAUUCAAUUAAGGAGAUUGAACGUAAUCGACAACUAUUAUUGGCGCAACAAGGUCAUCAUGUCAUCGAACAUGAGCGUCAAAAGAUGAAUGACCUAAAGAAGAAAAUACACAGCGAAGCACGUGCUCAAUAUAUUUCUAUAUUUAAUAGAAAUAAUACUGAUGGCAUUAACACUGAAAGUGAAUCUCAAUCAUCGACAACACAACGAUCAUCUCAAAAAACUCAACAACAAAAAGAACAACAUCAAAAGCAGCAACAAGAAAACCACCCACUAAUGGACAAAGAGAAUCAACCGAAUGUUGAGAAAAUAUUGCUGGCAACAACGAAAAAUUCUCAAAAUUCUAACAACAAAAAUGAUGAUGAAUCUUUGGGUCAGCAACGUCAUUCACAGCCCGAAUUUACAACAACACAACAUCAUUAUGACGAUGAACCCAAACGUCACAGUGCCAAUUCUCGUCCUUUAUCAGAAGCCAAUUCAGAUAUUGAACCUUUGGGUCAUCAAAAUUCUUCCAAAUCGAAUAUGGAACUUAGCACUAACACUGCCUAUGCCUUAGAGAAACGUCUUAGUUCAAAUUCAAAUGAUGGCAGCAAUUCUAUGUUGGGUAGUCAAAAGUUACGCAACAAGGAUUCUUCGGAUGCUAAUGAACGUAAGAGAGUUUUACCCAAACAUCAGAGACCUUUAACACGUUAUUUGCCGAUCUUUUCACCGGAUUUGGAUUUAAGACAACAUAUAGAAUCGGCUGGUCAUCAAAUAGCUUUGUGUCCUCAUGUUUUUGUUGAUUCGAAUUCGUGUAGAGGGUAUUUACAUAAACUAGGAGCCACAUUUCAUGGUUGGUCUAAGAGAUGGUUUGUUUUGGAUAGACAACGUAAUGCUUUUAUUUAUUAUUCCGAUAAAUUGGAACGUAAACCAAGAGGAGGCGCUUACUUUUCUACAAUUGAUGAAGUUUAUCUAGAUCAUUUGAAUAUAUCCAAAAGUGGUCGUCCUCAUUGUACAUUUAUUGUUAAGACUAAAAAACGCAGCUAUCAAUUACAGGCAGCUUCUGAUGCUGCAGCCAGAAUAUGGAUUGAUGCCAUAAUAACUGGAGCUCAAGGCAACUUAGACUAUUAAUUUUUAAAAUAAGUAUUACAAAACUUUAUACAAAUAUAAAUACAUACAAUAACGUAUAUAUCUAUUAUAUAUACAUAUAAAUUUGUAUUUUUAAAUAAUUUUAAGUAAUAUUUACUAUUAACUUUAAGCAAGAGUUUAACUAAGUUUUUUUUUUUAAUUCUGUAUUUUUUUAUAUAUAAGAAGAAAUGCUCAACCAAAGGAAAUAUAUAUAUGAAUAUAUAUAAUUUUACAUAAAACAA
Messenger RNA from Lucilia cuprina (Australian sheep blowfly), 4874 nucleotides. Its product is annotated as pleckstrin homology-like domain family B member 1. Gene Ontology annotation, molecular function: protein binding. The record is from RefSeq and is a predicted model, not a curated record. The coding region runs from base 679 to 4635 and encodes 1318 amino acids. The transcript has 10 exons. Lineage: Eukaryota; Metazoa; Arthropoda; Insecta; Diptera; Calliphoridae.